Centrocercus urophasianus (Greater sage-grouse) is the source of this 5374-nucleotide messenger RNA. RefSeq names its product TNF receptor associated factor 6 (gene TRAF6). Gene Ontology annotation, biological process: regulation of canonical NF-kappaB signal transduction; positive regulation of JNK cascade; tumor necrosis factor-mediated signaling pathway. Gene Ontology annotation, molecular function: tumor necrosis factor receptor binding; zinc ion binding; ubiquitin protein ligase activity. Bases 94 to 1731 code for a protein of 545 amino acids. NCBI's taxonomy places the organism in Eukaryota, Metazoa, Chordata, Aves, Galliformes, Phasianidae. The record is from RefSeq and is a predicted model, not a curated record. Gene Ontology annotation, cellular component: plasma membrane signaling receptor complex. The transcript has 7 exons.
UCGUCCCGAGGAGAAGGCGGAAGCGGCGCCCGGCGAGGAGCGGAGCGGCCCGCGGGGCUGGCGGGCGUUCUGUGUGGCACUCGACCAGCUGCUAUGAGCUUGCUACACAGUGACAGCAGCUGUGGGGCCCGAGACAUGGAUGGUGGCUGCUGUGCGGCCAUGGCCAGCGCCUGCAGCGGGGGAGCGAAAGAAGACAGCGUGAGCGUUGGCAGUGGGACCGGCAACCCGCCCAGCUCCUUCACGGAGGAGACGCAGGGAUACGACGUGGAGUUCGAUCCGCCCUUGGAAAGCAAAUAUGAGUGUCCGAUCUGCUUGAUGGCCCUUCGGGAAGCAGUGCAGACGCCGUGUGGGCACCGUUUCUGCAAAGGCUGCAUUGUCAAAUCAAUAAGAGAUGCGGGUCACAAAUGUCCAGUAGACAACGAAAUUCUACUUGAAAAUCAACUUUUUCCAGACAACUUUGCAAAACGGGAAAUCCUUUCAUUAACAGUUAAGUGUCCCAACAAGGGCUGCUGCAUGAAGAUGGAGCUGAGACAUUUAGAGGAGCACCAGUUGCAUUGUGAUUUCACUGCUGUGGAAUGUCCACAGUGCCAAGGAGCCUUUCAGAAGAACCACCUGAAAGAGCACAUGACACAGGAGUGUCCCCGGCGACAAGUGUGCUGUCCAAACUGUGCCACAUCUAUGGCUUAUGAAGAUAAGGAGCUUCAUGACCAAACCUGCCCUCUUGCCAAUGUAUUCUGUGAAUAUUGCAACACAAUGCUCAUCAGGCAGCAGAUGCCCAACCAUUACGAUAAUGAUUGUCCUACUGCCCCAGUACCGUGCUUUUACAGUGCCUUUGGGUGUCCUGAAAAGAUGCAGAGGAACGAGCUGGCACGACACAUGCAGGAAUUCACUCAGGUUCACAUGAGAAUGAUGGCUCAGAGCAUUCAAAAUAUCAGUGUUACUGCUACAAACCCUGUACCCUUUAUCAACGGCCUACCGUUUGAGCCUGCCCUCUUCUCCCAUGUGUCACAUGCGCCAUAUAAUUGUAAUCCAGAAGUUGAAAACUUUAAAGAAACUAUUCAGCAAUUGGAAGGUCGUCUAGUGAGACAAGAUCACCAAAUCAGAGAACUCAUUGCAAAGAUGGAGACGCAGAACACUCACAUGGCAGAACUCAAACGUACCAUCCGAAAUUUGGAGGGAAAGAUUACUGAAAUGGAGGCACAACAAUGUAAUGGUAUUUACAUCUGGAAGAUCGAGAACUUCAGUGGACUUCAGAAAGCCCAGGAAGAAGAGAGGCCUGUUGUGAUGCACAGUCCCGGCUUCUAUACUGGAAAACCUGGCUACAAGCUGUGUUUGCGCCUGCAUAUCCAGUUACCAAAUGCUCAGCGGUGUGCUAAUUUUAUAUCUCUGUUUGUCCACACGAUGCAAGGGGAAUAUGACAGCCAUCUGCCCUGGCCUUUCCAAGGCACUAUUCGACUUUCUAUUUUGGAUCAAUCGGAAGGCCCCGAGAGGCAGAAUCAUGAAGAAGUAAUGGAAGCCAAGCCAGAGUUACUCGCCUUCCAGAGACCAACGAUUCAUCGCAAUCCAAAAGGUUUUGGUUAUGUGACUUUCAUGCACCUGCAAACUUUGAAGCAAAGAACCUUUGUAAAGGAUGAUACCCUUCUGGUGCGCUGUGAAGUUCUAACACGUCUAGAUUUGAACAGCCUUCGCAGGGAAGGAUUUCAAGCUCGCAGUACUGAUGGAGCUGCGUAACCAAGUCUUAACUAGAGGGAUGGAGGCCUGGUCGUACUCUUCCACCACAGAUACACGCGUGCUCCACUAUCCAUAUAGGCUGAAUAAGAUCGUAAAUGCUGCCACGGUUGAUCUUCACUUGAACAGCUCUAUGAGGUCGUGUUUGAAUACUAGCAAUUGUUCUCUAUUAAGUUGUAAGCUACUUCUGUAGCAAGCUAACUGAAAGUGUGGUUAAUCAAAAUUUAACUGCCUACAAGAAAAUCUUACUGAAGUACCUACACAUUUCUGUUUGGCAAAGUGCAAGCAAGUCAUAUCAGAAAAGACCUAUAAAUCUUUGCAGCUCAGUGCCUUGGAGUAGGUACUGCAGCAGGGAAAUCAUAGGUAGGUAAAUUAAUAAAAAUGAGGGUUAGGCUUUUUUUCAUGGAGCUUGGGAAAGCUUUGCCUUGGGUGAGAUGGUUUCUAUGUUGACUUACCUAGAAUUUUUAAUUGACUAUGUUUCUCUUGAAAUGAAGUCAGGUUAAAGCUUUGCUGACACAACUUAAAGCGAGAUGCUUCGACCCUUCUUUGCUGCAGUAAGAAAUUGUGUGUCAAUAUCAAGUUGAUAGUAGAAUUUCUGAAAGGUAGGUGGUAGUGUUGUGAGGAAGGUUAAAGGAGCCAAGCUCUUAGAAAUAUUUCUAAGAUGGUCUGAAAGUGCUACUCCCCACUGCUCUUUAUUUUGACCCUAACUUUUGUAUGCAAGUGCGUGUGCUGUGUGUUCCAGGCCCAGAAUCUCAAUUGCUGUUACUAGAGGUAAGUGUAGCAUUAGACUGAAAGGUGUUUUUGGGCGGAGGGUAGAGACAUGAGCAAAGGUGUACAGUGACUAGACAGGGUUGCAGAAUUUUAUUGUUGAAACCUAAAUUAUAGCAGUGUUGAACUUGGGAAUCUGCAUCUGAGUCAUCCCUUCCCUUGAUGUUCUGGGUGAUAGGAGCUAUAUUAAUCUCCUCUUAAUACUCAGUGGACAGCUGGCCGUGUCAGCGUACAGCUGUUGUGGCCAUUUCCUGUCCCAUUAGACAAUAGGACCUUGGACCUCCUUAACACUUCAGGAGGAAAGAAAAGCCUGCUAAUUAGUGUGAGGGAAAAAUUGCAGUCCUGUUUGUUCUCAGGAAAAAAAGCCUGUCUUCCUUAACAGCUCUUUAACCAAACACUAAGUUCACUAGUUCAAGGAUUCAUGAGCUUCCUCAUGUUGCAUGUGUUGUUGUUUUCUCUACUUAUUCCAUAUACAUACUAGUUUUGACCAGUCAAAGCAGAGUAGAUAAGUUCACUGGUGCUAACGAUUUACCAUAGUACUGAUAAAGCAUGGAUCUUUUCCUUCAAAAAUAGCAAAGAGAAGUCUUGUUUGCUCCCGAACUGAAGUGUGCAGCCUAAGGCAGAGUAAAGAAGUAGCCCUGCAGGAGCAUCUCUUUUCCAUUAUUUCUGCAAACCAGUGAAACAGUGUGAGGAUUUGGGAUGCCACAACUUAGAAGACACUGAAAAGCAGCCCAAAUAAGCAGUCUCUUCAAAACAACCUCAUGGGGAUCAUCAUUUAGAAAACGUAUUUAAGUGCAUAUACUUAAUAUGCACAAGACUAAGGAACAAGUACUGCAGUACAUUGAUAUGGGAGAUUUCUCCAUGUACUUGUAGGAGCUUAGAAGUUGCAGGCCUCUACCUUUACUGGUUUGUUCAGCUGGAUGCAAUGAACCAAUUUAUUUUGCAGAUAGAGACUGGUAUCUGCAGAGAGAUUGUUAAGCGUUGUUGCUACUGAAUACUGAACUUCUGGCUAAUUGUGACAGUCACAAGUGACUUAUUAGUGUAUUUGGUGUGUUUGGAGGGCUAGUGAGCUUAUAUUAAUAACAGGAAAAGAUCCUUGCUUUACAUCUGUCUUUUUAAACCUCUUAAGUCAAUUUUGUACUGCGCAGUCUCAUCCCAUUAACUGGAUUGUUCCACUGUGCCUCCAGUUAAAGCAGUGUUGGUAACUCAGCCAUUCUCACUGAAAAGCUUUUAAUACCUGUAACAGUACUCAGAUCUGCGAUAGCCAGAAGGCAGUUCUUUGCACUGCACAGCAGUUCUGCAGUCCUUCUCAGGCUGUUAGUUAGCCAUCUUUUUCCAACAUACUCAAACAUUACCAUUCUCAUUUUUCUGGGUGGGUCAGGGGAGAAAGGCAGAAGAAGGACUGCUCAUUUAUAGCAAGAAGCAGCUCUCGGUUCCCUACUCAACCCUGGUGAUGUUAACAAAAGGGCCCUGUCUGUACUCUAUAACAAAGACCCACUAAGUGCAUUAAUACUUUGCAUCUGAAGCUUUGUGUUAGGAAUUCUCACCUACAGCAAACUGAAUUCUUGCUUUGAGCCUUUUCUGCUACAUUUGAUAGAGUUACGCCUCUAGUUGAAACUCAGUUUGGUGGCAGGUUGAGAAGUUCAAAUGAUUCAGGCUAACAUUGUACAAUAGCACAACCCAGCAGCGAAUAGAAUAUAAUAGAAAGCAUGUAUUGACCGUGUAAGUAGGAGCGCUCAACUCACUGCUAUUCUACUCCUUUCUGUUGUGAUAUUAUUUAGUAGAACUCUGAGUGAUGCCGUUACUGUAAUGCCAGAGUUUUACAUAAGAAGCUUUGACAGCUAAUGUGCUAAAUAUUAAUUUCUCCUGCCCUGAAACAUAAAUGUUAAUGAAACAUUAAUUUGUGUAUUUGUUCCAGUUCCCUUAUUCUUUCCCCACCUUUAACUGCAGUUCCAGUGCUUUCUCUUCCAAAUAAGAGCAGCAUCUUCAGCCAAUGGAAUACUUAGGAGUCUGGAUUGGUCCCACCUCUCAUGACUAUUACCCUUUAUUCAAACUUUCCUGAGGUUAGUACUAAGGUGCUCAGUUUCCAUAUGAAAAUAUUCUUAAUUAAAUGACCUUUUUUUUUUUUUUUUUUUUUUUUUUUCCCCAGCCUUACAAAUGUGAUCAUCUGUUUUGAAAAAUCAUUAUGCCAGGGUGGGUUGAGAACUCCUUAAAGGAAGGGGAAUAGUGUGCAGCCUUGAGAGUUGUACCUGAAACAAACACAAAAAUAGGAGUGUUAAGUCAGCUUCCUGUAUAAUUUCUUCAGGAAUGAGGUUCUCCACUUGUGUCACUCUAGACGCUUUGCAGCAUUAUUAGAUCUCAAGGUGUUUUAGUAAGUGGCUUAGCUUAUUUAUCUUCUGAAUUUCUGUCAUCUUGAACGUGUUUCAAGUCAGACUCUUAGUUUAUGUAUUUGCAAAGCUGCUAUGGCACAUUUUCCAAUUAUAAUAUAUUGCAAAUGUGUUCUCUUUUUGUCUCUGAAUGUCUUCCCCUGCAGGGCAGGGAAAAAAUUACUGAAAAUGUUGGUAUGUGAUCUAUAUUAAGUGGUCUCAUGGCAUGCCUGGUUGUGUUUGCGAGCGAGGGCUUGAACUCGCUAAUGAAAGAAAUCAGGGUGGCCUUUCUGCUCUUGUCUGGAGAGAGACUCUCAUCAUCAAGUACCUUAAUGAUAGAUGCAAGAGAUUAUUCUGGGGUCAGUGUUAAAGGUUUGUAUUGGUUUCCAUUUGAACAGAAUUUAAGGUACUCUUGUUCCUUUUUAAAAUAUCAAUAGAUUAAUAUAUUUUGUAAUUAAUACACAGCUAUAUUUCUGACAGGAUUUUUUAAAAAAUAAAGUAAUUAAACCAUG